This is a messenger RNA of Drosophila teissieri, 424 nucleotides long. Its product is annotated as neuropeptide-like 3. The coding region runs from base 71 to 424 and encodes 117 amino acids. NCBI's taxonomy places the organism in Eukaryota, Metazoa, Arthropoda, Insecta, Diptera, Drosophilidae. The transcript is spliced from 2 exons. The record is from RefSeq and is a predicted model, not a curated record.
CGUCAACACAGACCAACAGUUCAGUAGUUCAGCCAAUAGCUAGCGCACCAGGAUCGCAAGGAUUAGCAAAAUGUACAAGUUGGUGGUGUUCUUCGCUCUGCUCGCCGUAGUGGCUGCCCGUCCGGGUUACCUGGAGGCUGGUCCGCUGCUCCACAGCUAUGCCGCCCCUGCCAUCAUCCACGAACCGGCUCUGGCCAAGGUGGGCGCCAUCAUCAAGACUGUUCCCAGUGCCGUCUCCCACCAGAGCAUCAGCCAGGUGCACAGCUCGGCCCACAUCAUCCAGCCGAUUGUGGCUCCUGUGGUGAAGACCUAUGCCGCUCCCAUCAUCAAGACCUAUGCGGCUCCUGCCCUCCACACGACCCUGCUCUCGUCUCCGUGGGCCGGACAUGGUUGGGCUGGCCAUGGCUGGGCUCCCUCCUGGUAA